Messenger RNA from Pochonia chlamydosporia 170, 1518 nucleotides. RefSeq names its product homoserine O-acetyltransferase. Gene Ontology annotation, biological process: L-homoserine metabolic process. Gene Ontology annotation, molecular function: L-serine O-acetyltransferase activity; homoserine O-acetyltransferase activity. The transcript has a single exon. The record is from RefSeq and is a predicted model, not a curated record. The coding region runs from base 1 to 1518 and encodes 505 amino acids. Lineage: Eukaryota; Fungi; Ascomycota; Sordariomycetes; Hypocreales; Clavicipitaceae.
AUGGCAUCCCGGUCCCUGGUAAACACCACCCGGCACAUCCAUAAAUCACUCUCACGCCCACUCCCGACAUCCGCCCGGCUCAUCGGCCUCACCACAACACACAAUGCACGCUUCACUUGCGCACCGCCGCGCAAAUCAGGCGUGGCGUCUAAUCCCGCCAUGGCAUUCCCGUGUCUAGACGCCCUGGAAACGAGAUCGGCUACCCUGCAAGCAAGUCGGUCUUCAUCCGGCCCAGAGCCAAGCUACACGUCUGGUCCUACUGAGAUAUUCGACUGUAAAGAUCCCUUACUUCUUGACUGGGGUGGCAUAUUGCCAGAAUUCACAAUCGCGUACGAAUCAUGGGGUGCUAUGAAUGCGGAUAAGUCGAAUGUCAUUCUCCUGCAUACUGGUCUUUCUGCGUCGUCGCACGCUCACUCUACGGAGGCGAAUCCCCAGGCUGGAUGGUGGGAGAAGUUCAUCGGGCCAGGAGCACCGCUCGACACGGACAAGUACCACGUCAUUUGUACGAAUGUCAUAGGCGGGUGUCACGGUUCCACGGGCCCGAGUAGUAUCGAUCCCGGGAAUGGGGAGCGGUACGCAACCCGGUUUCCUAUCCUCACGAUGCAGGAUAUGGUGCGCGCGCAGUUCCGCCUGCUCGACCAUCUAGGCGUCGAUAAACUCUACGCAAGUGUAGGAUCGUCCAUGGGCGGGAUGCAGUCCCUCGCGGCAGGUGUGCUGUUCCCCUCGCGUGUAGGUCGCAUCGUCAGUAUAUCAGGCUGCGCGAGAAGUCAUCCAUACAGUAUCGCCAUGCGUCACACCCAGCGCCAGGUGCUGAUGAUGGAUCCCAACUGGAACCGCGGCUUCUACUACGACGCCAUCCCUCCCCACGCGGGCAUGAAACUCGCCCGUGAAAUCGCAACAGUCACAUACCGCUCCGGUCCAGAGUGGGAGCAGCGCUUCGGUCGUCGCAGAGCCGAUAACACGAAACCACCCGCCCUGUGUCCCGACUUUCUCAUCGAGACAUAUCUCGACCACGCCGGUGAGAAGUGGUGUCUGAACUACGACCCCAAUUCGCUUCUAUACGUCAGCAAGGCAAUGGACCUGUUUGACCUGGGCCGCGAGAACCAACAGGCCACCAAAUCCAGACGGGAUAUCCACACAGAGGACAUCCAGGCCGGCACGUACACCACCUCCGACGCCUCAUGCUCGCUCACCCUCCCGUCAAAGCCGUACGAGGAACAACCGUCCUCACAAGUCGAUACCUCUGAACCCCUGGAGGCGGGAUCCUCGCGCCCCCCGCAGGAUUUGGUGCUGGGCUUGUCGGCGCUGCGGGAUACGCCUACCCUGGUGAUGGGCGUGGCGAGCGAUAUUUUGUUUCCCGCGUGGCAGCAGCGCGAGAUUGCGCAGAGCUUGAGAAUAGGUGGGAAUAGGGGCGUGACGCAUGUGGAGCUGAGUGAGGAGAUGAGUCUUUUUGGGCAUGAUACGUUUUUGUUGGAUUUGAAGCAUAUUGGUGGGAAUAUUCGCAUGUUUUUGAAUUAG